Theobroma umbraticum is the source of this 3548-nucleotide messenger RNA. Its product is annotated as cuscuta receptor 1-like. NCBI's taxonomy places the organism in Eukaryota, Viridiplantae, Streptophyta, Magnoliopsida, Malvales, Malvaceae. The record is from RefSeq and is a predicted model, not a curated record. Gene Ontology annotation, molecular function: protein binding.
CGUCUUUGAUGCUACGAACCCAAAACUCAGUCACCACUAUUUUAUGUAGAUGGAUAAAUAUCACGCCGGCUUUAAUAAUCACUGAUGGAUUUGCGACUGUUACAUGGCACGUGGCGGGGUCUUGACCAUAGAUGGUAAAAGGUAUGGUCCUAUACGGAAGCAACACAUUGUUUUGUAUGAUGAGAUGAUCUAGGUAAGCAGCAUUGCAAAAUGGGGAGGCAGUUUCUCAAAUUCUUGGUGUUGAGUAUGAUCCUUUUGGUUCAAUUCCAAGGGCAGGAAGGUUGUCUGGAAGAGGAGAGGAAGGGGCUGUUAGAAUUGAAGGCAUUCGUUAAGUCAGAUGGUUAUGAUGCAGAUCUUCUGCUUCCGUCGUGGGUUGGUGACACACACAGUAACUGUUGUAAUUGGGACAGAGUCACCUGCAACUCUUCCACUGGACACGUGAUCGAGCUCUCCCUCAGCAAUACAAGGCAAAUCGAUACGGAUAUUGAGAGCAUGUUCGAUUACUCUGAAAAUGAAUGGUAUUUUAACAUCUCCUUGUUGCAGCCUUUUAAGGAGCUAAGAAGCCUUAAUCUGUCCUACAAUAAAAUUGGUGGUUGGAUCCAGAAUCAAGGUGUCGGAAGCUUGUUAAGACUAGAACGGCUAGAGGUGUUGGAUCUUGCUGGCAACUAUUUUAGCAGUAGCAUCCUGCAAUCCUUGAGAACACUCACAUCCCUCAAGAAUCUGAUAAUCCAUUUCAAUUUGUUGAUCGGAUCGUUCCCCUCCCAAGAAUUGUCUGUUUUUGAAAACUUAGAGGAACUGGAUUUAAGUUUCAAUGGACUAUCUGAUCCCAAAAGCUUCCCUGAGCUGAGAAAGCGGAAAUACUUGGAUCUGAGCAUGAACCUCUUCAGUAAACAUGUGAUGGGGCUUUUGGCCAGACUUCCGUCCCUCAAGUAUCUUGACCUGAGUGACAAUUCUUUAAAAGGUAGCCUCACUCGCCAAGAACUAGCUAAUCUAAGCAAUGUGGAGGUGCUUCGAUUGGGUUUCAAUUCCUUAAACGGAACCUUACCAAUUCAAGAAUUAAUGACUUUUGGAAGACUAAGGGUAUUAGAUUUGAGGUGGAAUCUGUAUAGUGGGAGCAUUCCUCCAUCUAUUGAGGCUCUGUCUUCUCUCAAGGCAUUAUCUUUGUCAAGGAAUGCCUUGAAUGGCUUUUUGCCAGGUCCAGGCCUAUGUGAAUUGAGGAGACUUCAAGAGUUGGAUCUUAGCUGGAAUAAUUUUGAAGGGAUCCUCCCUCCAUGCCUAGACAAUUUAAAGUCUCUUACACACUUAGAUCUCUCGAGGAAUCAAUUCACGGGGACUUUUUCCUCUCACUUGAUACCAAGCCUGCUAUCCCUGGAGUACCUUGAUUUUAGUCAUAACCGAUUUGAAGGUUCAUUCUCACUCAGCUCCAUCAGAAAUCUUACUGGGCUCAAGGUUGUUAAGUUUAUCAGUGACAACAGUAAAAUGAAGAUAAAGGCUGAAAGUCUAGGUUGGAAUCCGUUGUUUCAACUAGAGUCACUGGUACUUUCUAAUUGUAAUUUGGACAAUAUUCCUCAUUUUCUCCUUUACCAACAUCGACUAAGAGUUGUUGAUCUCUCUCACAAUAAGCUGAAUGGAACAUUCCCUGUCUGGUUACUUCAAAACAAUGGUGAAUUAGAGUGGCUACAACUAAGGAAUAACUCUUUUGCCGGUCAAUUUCAUCUGCCACCAUAUCUUUUGAGGAAAAUUGUCCAGGUGGAUGUCUCAGACAAUCAUCUUGAAGGGCAGCUUCAGAAAAAUUUUGGGAAGAUACUUCCAAAUCUAAGGCAUCUUAAUUUAUCCAAAAAUUAUUUUGAAGGUGAUCUCCCAUCCUCAGUUGGCUACAUGAAAAAGUUGGAGAGAUUGGAUUUGUCCUUCAAUAAAUUCUCGGGAGAAGUACCACAGGAAUUGGUUGCAAGUUGCACCAACUUGCAAAUUUUAAGGUUAUCGACUAAUGAAUUUCAUGGUGAAAUAUUUUCUUCUCACUUCAACUUGAGUGAUAUAGGAGAUCUGGAGUUGAGGGAUAACCGGUUCACUGGUAGUCUAUCAAAUGUGAAAUUCAAUAACUUAAAGAUUUUGGAUGUUAGUAAUAACAAAAUGACUGGUCAGAUUCCAAGUUGGAUACUAGAGGGUAUUUCGGCACUUGCAAUGAGAAAUAAUUAUUUUGAAGGCCACUUUCCAUGUGAACAACUCUUAUAUGUUGAAUACUUGGACCUUUCUCAUAACUUUCUUUCAGGACAAUUACCUUCUUGCUUUGAUAUGGAGAUUAUAAAACAAGUUCAUUUGCAAGGGAACCAAUUCAUGGGUUCUAUACCAAAUACUCUUCUCAAUUCCUCAUCUCUUUUGCUAUUGAACCUCAGAGAUAAUCACUUGUCUGGUAGAAUUCUUGAUUUGAUUGGUGCACUCCCCAAUCUGAGAAUUCUCUUGUUAGGAAAAAAUCACUUCGAUGGUAUAAUACCGGAGAAGCUGUGUGAAUUGAGGAAUAUGAGUAUACUUGAUCUUUCCAGCAAUUCUUUGUCUGGAUCAAUACCCAUGUGUUUGAGUAAUAUCACCUUUGGAAUCCCAGGGCAUGUUGAUCUGCGCUUUGCAAAAAAUGUUACACUUCGGGAUGAUCCUUCUAUGGAAUCAAUGGAUAAAGAUCCGCUAAGGCAAAUGGUUCCUUUUGCAGGUGAUUUGCUACCAGAAGGACCGGUCGAAAUUGAUUUUAUCACCAAAAAUAUGCUCAAUCGUUACAAGGGUGACAUUCUAAAUUUCAUGUCUGGACUUGACUUGUCAUGCAACAUGUUGACAGGUAGAAUACCUGAAAAGCUUGGAAAAUUGUCCCAGAUUCAUGCACUAAACUUGUCCCACAAUCAUUUAACAGGAUCCAUUCCAAUUUCUUUGUCAGAGCUAUCUCAGAUUGAAAGUUUGGACCUUUCAUACAAUAAUUUGAGUGGAGAAAUCCCUACAGAGUUGAUCAAUUUAAAUUUCCUGGAAGUUUUCAGUGUGCAAUACAAUAAUUUAUCUGGUAGAGUUCCAGAUAUGAAAGCACAAUUUGGAACGUUUGGGAGGAGCGGAUACGAAGGAAAUCCAUUUCUCUGUGGGCCACCAUUAGAGAAAAAUUGCAACACGAUCUUUGAGAUAUCGCACUCGCCUGCAUCAUCAAAUGAAACUGAUGGAAAAUGGUAUGACAUUGAUUCUGUUGUCUUCUACGCAAGCUUUACCUCAACGUAUGUCGUGUUCCUAUUGGCUUUUCUGACUGUUCUCUACAUCAAUCCUUAUUGGCGUUGGAGGUUGUUCAAUUUCACUGAGAAUUUGUUUCAUAAAUUCUAGCAACUAUCUGCUUGUUUAUACAUUUUGCAAGUUGUCUCGCUUCUAUCUUUAUUAUAUAUGCUAUCAUUGUCAUACUAAGAUUCAUAAUUCUGGCAAAAACUGCAUAGGAGGUUUGUAAGAUACUACAUAUAUGCACGAGAACUGAACUUAUUUGUACUCGUGCACACCUUAUCUCUUGGAUAUGGCAGCCGCUUUUCCCCUUC